This is a messenger RNA of Aspergillus versicolor CBS 583.65, 1776 nucleotides long. RefSeq names its product alpha-glucosidase. Gene Ontology annotation, biological process: oligosaccharide catabolic process. Bases 1 to 1776 code for a protein of 591 amino acids. NCBI's taxonomy places the organism in Eukaryota, Fungi, Ascomycota, Eurotiomycetes, Eurotiales, Aspergillaceae. The record is from RefSeq and is a predicted model, not a curated record. Gene Ontology annotation, molecular function: alpha-amylase activity. The transcript has a single exon.
AUGCUUCUUCAGAAUAUUCUGCUGCUGCUGAGUGCAACCCUGGCUGCGGCCUGGAAACCACAGCCCUCUGCAUGGUGGAAGGAGGGCGUGGUCUACCAGGUCUAUCCAGCCAGUUUCAAGGAGAGUCGCACCGAAAAUGCGAUCGGAUGGGGCGACAUCAAAGGAAUUACCGACAAUCUCGACCACAUCCAGUCGCUCGGGGCGGACAUUAUAUGGCUUUCACCGUUCUACGAGAGCCCGAUGAAGGACAUGGGCUACGAUAUUAGCGACUAUGACUCGGUGGCCAAGCUGUUCGGCGGGAGCCUCGAGGAUAUCAAGACAUUCAUCGCACAAGUGCACAAACGUGGCAUGCGCUGCAUUUUCGAUCUCGUCAUCAACCACACCAGCGACAAGCACAAGUGGUUCAAGGAGUCCGCCAGCUCGAAGACAAACCCCAAGCGCGACUGGUACUUCUGGAGACAGCCUCAGUAUAAGAACGGGACUAUGUACCCUCCCAACAACUGGAAGGGUAACAACAACGGCAGCUCAUGGACAUACGAUAACCACACCGGAGAGUACUAUCUCAACAUAUUCGACUACUACCAGCCUGACUUGAACUGGGACAACCCGAAGACUAGACAAGCUAUCUUCAGAGACGCCAUGCAGUACUGGCUAGACAUGGGCAUCGACGGCUUCCGCAUGGAUGUCUUCGCUCGCUACAGCAAGCCGGCCGGAUUGCCUGACGUGCCUGCAAAUGACAAUGAAUUCCACGAUGCCAUGGACCUCUGGACCAACGGACCCCAUGAGCACGAAUACCUCCGACAGAUGAACCGUGAAGUCCUCUCUCGCUAUGACACCUUCACCGUCGGCGAGUACGGCAUAGAAACCAACAUGAGCAUCGUCCAAGACUACGUCGGUGCAUCUCGCAACGAAGUAAACACCGUCUUCCUCAUGAACAUGUGCGACAUCGGCCGCAGCGGAUUCGAGUUCAUCGGAUGGAACCUCACAGGUUGGCGAGACGCAAUCGACUUUACACAGCGCGUAGGUAGUCCCACGACAGGAGACGGCUGGAACUCGGUAUAUCUCGAGAACCACGACACCCCGCGCUCAAUUACGCGCUUCGCAGACGACACGCCCGAAUACCGCGUCCAGAGCGGCAAGGCGCUCUCCGUACUCCUGUCGACUCUGUCUGGCACUCUAUUCCUCUACCAGGGCCAGGAAAUCGGCAUGAUCAACGUGCCCGACACAUGGAAGCUGUCGGACUUCCGAGACCGCGUCGGGAUAGACAAUUACAACAACCUUACGGAGCAUGGCGUGAGUCCCAGCGAGGCUCUGGCAACCCUUCAGCUGCUGGGCCGUGACAACGACCGUACCCCUUUCAACUGGGAUUCCAGUGGACGCGGAUUCUCCACCAGCAACACUACCUGGAUUCCCCGAGCGAACCUCGAAAUCAACCUUGCAGACCAGAAGGACCACCCGAACAGCGUGUAUAGCUUCUGGGUGAAUAUGCUGCGUCUGCGCAAGGAGCAAAAGAGCUCGUUGGUGUACGGAGAAUUCGAGUUCCUCGAGUGGGAGGACGAGAACUUCCUCGUAUACCAAAAGACAGCCAAUUCCGAAGAGGUGGUCGUGUUUAUUAACCUGUCCACUGAAGCGGGCAAGCCACCAGUGGCCAUCCCAGAUAACUCCGAGCUGCUUGUGUAUACUCACGAUGACCCUUCGGGGGCUGAGUUUCAGCCGUUUGAGGCCAGGGUCUAUAAGCAGGCAGGUUCUAGCCCCACACCACGAGCAAACCCUUAG